GGGCGGUGCUGCUGUGCCGGCGGAGAUAUCAAAAUGAGUUCCAUGCUGACCCAUGCCAUCAGAAACCUCCCUGCUUCCUCAGCAUGGGCUGCCAGGGUCUUUGCUCGAUCACUGAGCUGCUCUUCACCGUUACAAGCUGCAGCCCAGCCUAAGAGUAAGAAGACCUUAGCCAAAAGUGGCACGAAGAAUAUCGUUGUGGUAGAUGGUGUCCGUAUUCCAUUUUUGCAGUCUGGCACCUCGUAUGCGGAUCUUAUGCCACAUGACUUAGCAAGAGCAGCACUGCAGGGGUUGCUGAACCGGACCAGUGUCCCAAAGGAUGCUGUUGAUUACAUUGUUUAUGGCACAGUUAUCCAGGAGGUGAAAACGAGUAAUGUUGCCAGAGAGGCUGCCUUGGGAGCAGGUUUCUCAGACAAAACUCCAGCCCACACAGUCACCAUGGCUUGCAUUUCUUCAAACCAGGCUAUGACCACAGGCGUGGGUAUGAUUGCAGCUGGACAGUGCGAUGUUGUGGUAGCUGGGGGUGUGGAGUUAAUGUCAGAUGUUCCCAUUCGUCACAGUAGGAAGAUGAGGAAGACUAUGCUGACUCUUAACCGAGCCAAGACGUUAGGCCAAAAGCUCUCCCUGAUUUCCAAAAUUCGCCCUGACUACUUCGCUCCUGAGCUCCCAGCUGUGGCAGAGUUCUCCACCAGUGAGACUAUGGGGCACUCCGCUGAUCGUUUGGCUGCUGCCUUUGCCAUUUCCCGUUUGGAGCAAGAUGAGUAUGCCCUCCGUUCACACACACUAGCUAAGAAAGCCCAGGAUGGAGGCUUGCUACUUGAUGUGGUACCCUUCAAAGUGCCAGGCAAAGAUACAGUUACCAAAGACAAUGGGAUCCGUCCUUCCUCACUUGAGCAGAUGGGCAAGCUGAAGCCAGCUUUUGUCAAGCCCUAUGGAACCGUCACAGCUGCCAACUCCUCCUUCCUGACGGAUGGUGCUUCAGCAGUUCUGCUCAUGUCUGAGGAGAAGGCUCUGGCAAUGGGAUACAAACCAAAGGCCUACCUAAGGGACUUUGUGUAUGUGUCCCAAGAUCCAAAGGACCAGCUGCUUCUGGGUCCAACAUAUGCUACUUCCAAAGUGCUAGAGAAGGCUGGUCUAACCAUGGCUGAUAUUGAUGUGUUUGAAUUCCACGAAGCUUUUGCUGGGCAGAUACUGGCUAACCUGAAAGCUAUGGAUUCGGACUGGUUUGCACAAAACUACAUGGGCAAAAAGUCAAAGGUUGGAGUUCCUCCUAUGGAGAAGUUCAAUAACUGGGGUGGCUCCCUCUCACUGGGACAUCCUUUUGCUGCCACCGGCUGCCGUCUUGUAAUUACUGCUGCCCAUAGGUUGAGGAAGGAGGGAGGACAAUACGGCCUGGUUGCUGCCUGUGCUGCAGGAGGGCAGGGGCACGCGAUGUUAGUGGAGCUUUACCCUCAGUAAUGGGACAAGGGACUGCUGAGCAGGUUAUUCAUACGUCCUGUGCCUGGCAAUGCCAUUUCAAUGCACUAAUAAAAACAUACAUACAGUCCUUCUCAGAAA
Messenger RNA from Falco peregrinus (peregrine falcon), 1554 nucleotides. RefSeq names its product hydroxyacyl-CoA dehydrogenase trifunctional multienzyme complex subunit beta (gene HADHB). The record is from RefSeq and is a predicted model, not a curated record. Bases 34 to 1455 code for a protein of 473 amino acids. Gene Ontology annotation, molecular function: acyltransferase activity, transferring groups other than amino-acyl groups. The transcript is spliced from 16 exons. Gene Ontology annotation, biological process: fatty acid beta-oxidation. Lineage: Eukaryota; Metazoa; Chordata; Aves; Falconiformes; Falconidae.